AUUCCUCAUGCACACUCACAGACAGCAGCAGCAGCACUUCAGUGUGAGGCAGAGCACAGCGGGGAAACCUCCAUUUACUCUCACUGUCGGCUUGUUUUUAUCACCACUGAGGAAACGCCUCGCUCCCUGACCUUACUGUCUCCGAUUUAUGCUGCGUGGGGAAGAAAUCUGAUCAGGCUCUUUAUAAUCAUACAGAGGCGAUAAACGGAGGUCUGCGGUUUGCAGUACAACAUAUCAUCUGAAAACAGGAGGAGAACCCAACGCCCUUCCCAGACUGACCAUGCAUACCUGCGUGGGUUGAUGUGUAAUUGAGAUUGAGGAUGCUUUUAUGCGUUCGCAUGGAUAAGCAUGGACCGUUGACACGUUGAGGUGCCUCUCUUGUGCAUGUUUCAUGGAUCAUUUUACAGGAUCCUAACCUGGUGGUUUUUCCUUCAGUCUCAAAGUCAUCAGGUUUGGAAGCUAAAUAACCAAUGCAUUGGGAGCCUGGGAGCCUCAAGCUGGUCUUCAGACGCUAGUAGAGGCAAAGAUAGGCGAGGCUGCUAUGUGAUUUAUUGAUUGUUACCCAUUCAUCAUAAGAUGGGGAACGGUUUCUCCAACAUUGCAGCAUUCCAGUCCCUGCACAUUGUGAUGCUCGGAUUGGAUUCGGCCGGUAAAACCACUGUACUGUAUCGGUUAAAGUUCAACGAAUUCGUCAACACCGUUCCCACCAUUGGCUUCAACACGGAGAAGAUCAAACUCAGCAAUGGCACCGCCAAAGGCAUCAGCUGUCACUUCUGGGACGUUGGCGGACAAGAGAAGUUAAGACCCUUGUGGAAAUCCUACAGCCGCUGCACGGACGGUAUUAUUUACGUGGUGGACUCCGUAGAUGUCGACCGACUUGAGGAAGCCAAGACGGAGCUGCAUAAAGUCACCAAAUUCGCGGAGAACCAAGGAACUCCUCUGCUGGUGAUCGCAAACAAACAGGACCUCCCGAAAUCCCUGACGGUCGCCGAGAUCGAGAAGCACCUGGCGCUCCAUGAACUGAGUCCUUCCACUACGUACCACGUCCAACCGGCCUGUGCCAUCAUUGGUGACGGUCUCCAUGAAGGAAUGGACAAACUAUAUGAGAUGAUCGUCAAACGAAGGAAAUCUCUUAAACAGAAGAAGAAACGAUAGACAACUGCAGACUUGUAGAGACAUUUAAAGGGACAGUUCACCCAAAAAUAACACCUUUGUCAUCAUUUACUCCACCUCAUGUUGUUUCAGACCUUUAUGACUUACUUUUUUCUGUAUUUGACCACACAAUGAAAGUCAAUGGGGUCCGAAACGAACAUUUGGGCCCCACUGAUUUUCAUUGUAUGAACAACAGAAACAGACAUUUGUAUUGUAGAAGAAAGAAUGUUGGACAGGUUUGGGACUACAUGAAGGUGGAUAAAUGAUGACAGAAUUGUCAUUUUUUGAUAAAGGAAGUGUUGCCAUUAAAGACAUGACCGGUUUUGCGAACCUGAUCUCACGGCAAUUUGUACAUAUUUUACGAGGUGGCUAAUUUGUAUGAAUUUUUUACGAAUUACCUACACCUAACCCCACCCCUAAACCUAUCCGUCACUGGGGUUUAGACAAAUCAUACAAAAUCGUACGAGUGAGGUCAAAUGACUUUGUACGAAUUAGCCACCUUGUAAAAUACGUACGAAUUGGUUGUGAGUUAGCAUUGGUUUUGCAUUGGUGUGCAGGAUUCGGUAACUUUCAUUAAUAUCACUUUGCUCAACAGAUCUUUAGUUAAUGUACAUUCAUAGUGUCUGAAACAUUUGCAAAAAUAUUCAUAUUUGAAUCUACACGAACUCUUGAUCUGUUAACGGUGAUAGCUUAAAAUAUGCUGUCUGUUCCUGUAGCUCAAUUGGUAGAGCAUUGCGGUAACAAGCUCAAGGUUGGGGGUUCGAUUCCCUGGGAACACGUGAUAGGUCAAAAUUGAUACCCUGAAUGCACUGUAAGUCGCUUUGGAGAAAAGCCUCUGCUAAAUGCAUAAAUUUAAUUUAGCUUAAAUACAAAGAGUAAAAUAAAGGAUAAAGAGUAAAAUAAAAUAACAGAAAAUAAAAAAUUUGUUUUUUAUUUUGCAACACAGCAAUUUUGCCUCAAAUAAUGGCAUGAGUUUGGGGGCAGGGCUCUCUGUUUGUGUAACCAAUUGCCGACAAGUUUGGGAAACCUGUUGGAAAACAAUCAUUGUUUUUGCGAUUCGGUUUUGGUGCUGAUUGUUUAACACUUUUAAGAAUGUUUCUUUUUGAAGUUUUUGUUGAAAGCUUCUAUAAUGCGUUACUGAAGAUUAAAAAAAAAAAAGAAAUACAAGUGAAAUAAGUAAAUAAUAUGCUUACAUAUAGAACCAAAAACGUAUAUAGCAAGACAAUAUAGAACUAGUCAAUCAUUUAAAAUGCAUUAAUAUGAGAGAAAAAAAAAUGGGCUGGACCCAUGUUGCUGCUUGAUAUUUACGAUAAUAAACGCUAGCCUGUGCUUUGAAGAAACCCUAUACGAAGACUACUUUUGCUAUGACAUGAUUACUAAAACUGAAUGCCCACAUUCACCUUUAUGUAAAUUUAAACGAAUCAAAUGAUAAUUUUGUAAAUUUAUUUUGCUCUUCUUGCAUAAGUAGCAGCACAUUUAACCAUAUAGUUUCUGUUUGUUUUCAUUUUAAUCUUUCUGUCUUAAAAUUUAGGCCCUGACCAUAUAUAUAAGUCAGAUUUGUGAGAUACAACCUCAGAAUUCUGAAAAAACAGUAAAAAUUGUGAGAGAUAAACUCACAAAAGUCUGAGUUUAUUUCUCGCAAUUCUGUUUAUUUUUACUUCGCAGAAUUGCGAGAAUUCCGUGGCUGAACAUUACUCCCAUAAUGUCCAGAUACAUUUAUUUUUGCGUAAAUUCUACAUUUAGCUACAAUCGGAGGUUGUUGUAUUAUGAAACCAUGUAGUGAAAUGAAGACUGUUUAUGCACAUGAUGCCAAAAAUAUUCAAAAUAAAUUAUACUCAAAUAUACAUAA
Carassius gibelio (silver crucian carp) is the source of this 3001-nucleotide messenger RNA. RefSeq names its product ADP-ribosylation factor-like protein 4C. Gene Ontology annotation, molecular function: GTPase activity; GTP binding. The coding region runs from base 577 to 1155 and encodes 192 amino acids. The record is from RefSeq and is a predicted model, not a curated record. Lineage: Eukaryota; Metazoa; Chordata; Actinopteri; Cypriniformes; Cyprinidae. Gene Ontology annotation, biological process: intracellular protein transport; endocytic recycling. The transcript has a single exon. Gene Ontology annotation, cellular component: cytoplasm.